Messenger RNA from Suillus discolor, 936 nucleotides. Its product is annotated as Cwf15/Cwc15 cell cycle control protein. Gene Ontology annotation, biological process: mRNA cis splicing, via spliceosome. The record is from RefSeq and is a predicted model, not a curated record. The transcript is spliced from 5 exons. NCBI's taxonomy places the organism in Eukaryota, Fungi, Basidiomycota, Agaricomycetes, Boletales, Suillaceae. Gene Ontology annotation, molecular function: RNA binding. Gene Ontology annotation, cellular component: catalytic step 2 spliceosome. The coding region runs from base 96 to 857 and encodes 253 amino acids.
GUUUGGAAUUCGUGCCGACUCGCCGUCAAUACUGUUCAAGUCGCAUACAGCUAAGUUUAAGCCAGGCUUCGCAUACUCCGUCGACUUUCGAUACAAUGUCCACAGCACAUAGACCGACAUGGGAUCCUGCCCAAGCUCGUGAUGUGAAAGGUGGCUCUCGACAGUUCUCUGUCCGAGACAUGGCAGCACACACGAAGCUCAAAUUCCGGCAACCUGGACAAACGUCCGUUGGGGACGUCGCACGGAGAGACUUACGUAUGGAUCUAUUAGCAGCGGAGGAAGAAGCACGAAACAAGAAGCGAAAAGCAGAGGGAAAGCCACCGCUACCGCUCACACUCACAAAUGGAAACGCGACGGAGGCAGGGGAUGAGGCUAACAAGCGGAGGAAGCUAUUGGAAGAAGCUCUGGAGCUGGACAAGGACGAUGAUGACGACGACGAGAAAGAGGAAGGUACUGAGUCUAGAGAGCAGGAGAAUGGGGAAGAGCAGGACGAGGAAAGUGAAGAGUCGGAUGAGGAAGAUGAGACCGCUGAGUUGAUGCGUGAGUUGGACAAGAUCAAGAAAGAGCGGGCAGAAGAGAAGGCCCGUCAAGAGCGGGAACAGAAUGCGAGUGCCGCAGUGGCACGAGAAGCUGAGAUAGCUACCUCAAAUCCUCUCUUAAAUCUUGCUGCAGCAUUGGGGCAAUCACCUGGUGUGAAUACAACCAUACCAGGGACAUUUUCCGUGAAACGGAGAUGGGAUGACGACUUAAUAUUUAAGAAUCAAGCAGCGAAUCAGAAAGACAAAUCUGGCCAAUUCGUCAACGACCUGCUACGGACAGAAUUUCACAAAAAAUUCAUGGCGAAGUUCAUUAAGUAAAGAGAUAAACUAUGUACAUUAUGGCCGCUUUAUUGCAAUACCCAGCUGGGCUUUCCAUCCUUUGGCCCCCACUCUGACU